Messenger RNA from Aspergillus bombycis, 1482 nucleotides. RefSeq names its product cytochrome P450. NCBI's taxonomy places the organism in Eukaryota, Fungi, Ascomycota, Eurotiomycetes, Eurotiales, Aspergillaceae. Gene Ontology annotation, molecular function: oxidoreductase activity, acting on paired donors, with incorporation or reduction of molecular oxygen, reduced flavin or flavoprotein as one donor, and incorporation of one atom of oxygen; heme binding; iron ion binding. The record is from RefSeq and is a predicted model, not a curated record. The transcript is spliced from 5 exons. The coding region runs from base 1 to 1482 and encodes 493 amino acids.
AUGCUGGCGGUCGUGGCGCCCGCAUUAGCCGCGCUAUAUGCCAAGGCUCACAACUGCCAGCUCCCACCACAGGCCAAUUCAGGAUUCUUCGGUAUUGCAAAUUAUAUUCAAAUAAAGAAAGCCGCCGACAACAAGCGUUGGGUCGAGUACUUGGCGGACCAGUGGCGCAUCAAUGGAAGCACGUUCCAACAGAUGAUUCUAGGACAACGAGUGACGACAACUAUUGACCCUGAGAAUCUCAAGGCGCUCCUGGCUGCCCAAUUCAAUGACUUUGCUCUAGGAACCAGACAUGAACAGUUCUCUCCCCUUCUUGGGGAUGGGAUUUUCACCCUUGAUGGUGCUGGCUGGUCUCAUGCGCGAGGCCUUCUCCGACCGCAAUUUGUUCGUGAGCAGGUAGCUGAUUUGAAUCUUCUCCGUGAUCAUGUCACGCGGCUGAUUGGAUUGAUUCCCAAGGAUGGCUCGGACUUUGAUAUCCAGCCUCUUUUCUACCUCCUGACCAUUGACUCAGCCACGCACUUUCUCUUUGGAGAGUCGGUCGGCUCUAUGAACUCCCAGGGCUCGGACUGUCUUGUCAACUCUUCUGUGAAGGACAGCGAAGGCUUUGCAGAGGCGUUCAAUACAUCGCAGAAGUGGCUCAGUGCGCGGGCCAGAGCAGUUGAUCUCUACUGGAUGAUUAACCCGAGAGAGUUCCGCGAGGCUAAUAAGCGCGUGCAUGAGGUUGUUGAUCAUUACGUGCGACUGGCGCUUGAUAACAAGAGACACUCGGAAAAAAAGGACAAUAAACGGUUUAUUUUCGCCGAGGCGCUCGCGGAGCAGACGGACAACCCGAAGGUUCUUCGGGACAACAUGCUUAAUAUUCUCCUCGCGGGUCGAGAUACUACAGCUAGCCUGCUGAGCUCGGCUUUCUUCUUUCUAUCGCGGCAUCCCCGCGUCUGGAAUAAACUUCGCGGUGCGGUUAUUGAGACUUUUGGAGACAGCCAGAACCCUCGCGAUGAGAUUACGCAUCUGAAGCUGAAGGAUACCCCUUAUCUACGGCAUGUCCUGAAUGAAGUUCUUCGUCUGCUGCCACCAGUACCAUUAAAUUCCCGCGUCGCUGUGGAAAACACCACUCUUCCUGUUGGGGGCGGACCCGACGGACGAUCACCUGUGUUUGUCGCGAAGGGCGAAUUGGUGAUCUACAGUGUCUUUCCAUGCAUCGGCGAACCGACUACUACGGAGACGAUGCUGAGACCUUCCGGCCCGAACGAUGGGAGGAGGACGGCCGCCAUGGCUGGGAGUAUCUUCCGUUCAAUGGCGGUCCGCGGGUCUGCUUGGGUCGUAAAACAAUAUGCCCUAACCGAAGCAAGCUAUACAUUGGUCCGGCUGAUACAACACUUUGAUGCAGUGGAAAAUGCUGAUCCGCUCUUGGUCCAGCCUGUCAUAGAGAAUAACCUUACCAUGUCGCAUGGUCAGGGUGUCAAGGUCCGUAUGCACCCUGUUUGA